AUGUCUGAUAUCAACACCACACUCAUAAACUCUGUCAAAAAAAUUGGAAUUAAUAUUGCUAAAUAUACAACAUCCUUUUUGGUAGGUUUUGAACGUGUUGCCAAGUCUGUGAAAAAGUCUCAAUUCACUGAGUAUCCUGACCAGCUUGGAAAACAAGUGCAGCAAGAUGCAAAUGAUUUUUCACUGUCUUCUAAUAAUAUAUCAGAAAGUAAUGGUGGAAAGCCGCCUAUUAUAGUGAAUGUGCUGUCUUCUCUGGCAGAAAUGAGUGUUGAGCCAGCACAUCAGAGAAGGCAAAGAUUGUAG
Messenger RNA from Phycomyces blakesleeanus NRRL 1555(-), 303 nucleotides. RefSeq lists its product as hypothetical. Lineage: Eukaryota; Fungi; Mucoromycota; Mucoromycetes; Mucorales; Phycomycetaceae. The coding region runs from base 1 to 303 and encodes 100 amino acids. The record is from RefSeq and is a predicted model, not a curated record. The transcript has 4 exons.